GUCACCUUUCGGACGUCGGACGCGGUGGCUGUGUCACUUUCGCGCAAAAUACAUCGCGAUAUUACGAUGAACUGUCGAAAUUGUUUACGCAAACAACUUUAUUAACCAAAAAUAAUGGAUUGAAAGGUGCAAUGUGUUAUUAGUGAUGUGUAAAUAGCCGAAGUCAGUAAUCCUUGAUCGGUGAUGUCAAGUAUGAUCGCGAGUGCAAUUAUUAUAGAAAACAAAUGUGCAUGGAACCACUUCAAGUCGUUGGUACUUUUGUAUCUUUUGUUUACGUUUCACACGAUAAAAGCCCAAAGUCGGGCGCCGCGGAUCAAGGAGCACCCAGCUGACACCAUAGUCGGGAGGAGUGACCCUGCGACACUGCGCUGCGUGGCUGAGGGGAAACCCAAGCCCACCGUUCAAUGGUACAAGGACGGUCUACCCCUGGCACCGGUUGACCACCCUCACAGGGUACUGCUAGAAGAUGGAUUGUUAUUUCUUAGGGUUAUGCGCAGUAAGAAGGAGAGUGACGAGGGAGUGUACUGGUGUGUGGCUCGUAACACGGUCGGGGAAGCGGUUAGCAAGAACGCCACCCUCACUAUCUCAGUAUUACGGGAUGAAUUUAGAAAUGAGCCUCGGGAUAUUAGAGUAGCUAGCGGUGAACCAGCGUCGCUUGAGUGUGCCGCGCCCAGAGGAGUCCCGGACCCGUCCGUACAUUGGACUAAAGAUGGACACACUUUGGACGUCGAAGUUAAUGGAAGGAUAACAAUAAUAGACGGUGGUAAUCUGAAGAUCCUAGAAAGUCUUCCAUCGGACAGUGGCGUGUAUAGAUGUGUGGCGUCCAACGUGGCGGGGGAGAGACAGUCGCGCCCGGCGACAUUACUCGUGUUACGCAGACCGCAUUUUCUAGUGAAACCCAAUAACAUAACGGCGCUCAUAGGACAGAACAUCGAGUUUCAUUGCCAGGCAUCACCCGAAGCCGACGUAUCUGUGACUUGGUCACGAGAUAAAGGGUCAUUGUCGCCGUACGCAAUAAUACGUCGAGGGUCGUUGAGAAUAGACCGGGUUGUGGAUUCCGAUGGAGGGAUGUAUACAUGUAGAGCCGAGAGUCAGGCGGGGUACAGCGUAGCUAGUGCCUCUUUGACGGUUCAUUCAUUACCACAUUUCACUAGAGUGCCUUCAGAUCAAACGGCAUGGGAGGGUGAAUCUGUGUCAUUUCCGUGUGAAGCCGAUGGCACACCACAACCGUUUGUGUUUUGGACGAUGGAGGGCUUUCAGGAACUUGUCUUUCCAAAUUCGGUUCAAGGAACAGGGUCUCUCUAUUUGGAUAGAGUUCUUACACAACACGCUGGCAGACUGACUUGUGUGGCGGUUAGUGCAGCGGGAAGUACUUUGCACACGGCGACUUUGCAAGUGUUAAGAAGAGAAAGUAAUUCAUUUAACGGUCAUUCUGAAACAUCGUCUCCGUAUCCAGAAUAUGGUGAGAAACCACAAAAUCAUCCACCAAUGACCCAAUACGAGCUUGUUCAGGCACGUCGGUAUCUUCAACAAGAUGUUUUAGCUCUCAGAAGGGUAGAGGGAGUUUCAUCUACAACAUUAAAAAUCGUUUGGGACGUUCUAACAGAUUACAAUGAAUACCUAGAAGGUGUAAAAAUAUGGUUCAAUGGUACCUCUUUAAAUCGACAACACGCUAUAGAUUUUCAAAAUAUACACCAGACUAAUAAUUCUCUAGAAAGUUUUAUCGAAUUAACAAAAUAUGAUAAUUUUACAAUGACCACAGUUCACAACAGUGGCUCGUCGAGCCAUUUAUUGACAGGGUUAAUGCCAUACGCUAAGUAUAAUAUAUUUUUGAUGCCAUUUUAUAAACUGUUGUUGGGCAAACCGUCCAACAUGAAAAGUGGACUCACAGAAGAAGACAUUCCGACCGCUCCUCCACAAAACGUUUCGGCAGGGGUCAUAAACGCUACGUCAGCUUGGAUACGCUGGGAGCCGCCACCUAUUCAUACGUGGAAUGGUGAACUUGCCGGUUACUUAAUUGAGGUCCGCGUUGGUGGUAGCAGCAACGGUCGGGUGGUGGGUCAGAUGUCACUAGGAGCCCGCACCCGCGCGGCUGCGGCUAGUAGUCUCAGAGCUGGUGGGAGAUACAGCGCGCGCGCCGCUGCCGUGACGAGACGUGGACAUGGACCCUUCAGCACUCCCACUCAGAUACACAUGCUGCCUACACACUCGCAACGACAUUAUGUGCAAACUGAACCUGCGACUGAUAAGGCAAUAUUGUCAAUGUUCCAAGAAACUUGGCUCUUAGUGCUAACUUUGUUUCUAUUAGCAAUUAUCGUGGUAGGGGCAGUUGUUAUUGUUUACUUACGGAGAAGGCAAACUAAACAGCGGAAGAGUCACAAUACUGCUAGUACUCCAAUUACAAAUACACAAUGUUUGUUGGGUAAAGAAGCUGUAUGGCUUCGCGAGAGGCCAUUGUAUGAAGGAUCAAAUGAACCAAGAAUAGAAAUAUUAAAUUGUCACCAAAGUUUACUGCAUAGUGGUCAUACAAUAGGUACUAUGGCUAUGGAAGCUGAAUAUAGUCUUCCACAACACACUAGUGCGGUCAAUAUGAUGUCUCAUGAAGAUAACAGAAGGCACCCUCCGGAACCUUAUGCAUCUAGCGCUAUUUACACUGAAUUAAAUUACCAGUUGCAGGAUCAUACAGAUGCAGAAGAUUCUUGUAUAAAAUGUGCAGUUAGUCCUGAAUCGUAUGACAAUAGCAUGGUGAGAUCGUUUGCUGAUAGUAAUCAAUAUUCCAAUGAAGAAUGUUCUACAUGCUGUCGCAGUAGUAGUUCCACUUUAACAAAAGAUUAUAGUGAAAUGACGAAAUGUGGAAACGAAGGAGAUGAAAUCCAAGAAUUGUCAUUAGAUGAAUGUCCCUCAUGUAAAACGACGCAGUCACGAUCAUCUAGUCAUCAUGAUGGGAACAAAGAAUGGACAGCAAUUGCUGAUGUAGAAUAUGAUUAUCCUCAAUGGCAAUGGUUGGGUAGGGAAAAUAGUUUUAGACAAAUGACUCAAGAAUCAAAACAUUCCAGUCAAGGGAGAAGAAGUGAACAAAAUUGUAGAAUGAAUUUAUGCGAUAUUCUUCCACCGCCGCCGUAUGAAAGAGAAUCACCAUACAGAGAAAUGCACGCGUUUACCACAAACUCUGGUGCAUCAGGUUGUUCGGGGCAUACAUACCGCAGUUAAUUUGUUAAUUUAGUAUAUUUAAAAAUAUCAUUAGAACGUAAUGAAAGCAAUACUAAGUUAAGGGAGAAUGUACAUAAACAAUGUAAAAAGGUUGUCAAAAUUUUAAGGGAUUCGAAGGAAUGUUCCACCGCUUUUAACUAUUAUUUUGCUAAAGUAUAAACAUUAAAAUUAUAAAAACUUAUAGCUACUGGAGAAAAAUGUUUAACAGUUGAUAAUAAUUUUAUGAGUAUUUAAACAUAUUGAUUACUUAGUAUACAGUCAUAGAAACCAGAAAGCGGUGUUGAAGAUGGUUCUUAAGGGUUGUAGCAUUGUGGAUGUGUUUACAUAUAGACUGCCAUAUAACGUAAUGUAGUCAUUACAUAGUUUAUCUUUCUCUAGUGACUGUGAUAUAGUAUAAUUUUGAUUGAUUUUUAUUUUGUAUAUAAUUCAGAAUGUUUGAUAUCCUUAUACAAUUUUACCCUUAUUCUAUUUAUUGUGUGUAGUUUAACGAAUUACUGAAAAAAACGGACUUUAAUCUUUACUGUUAACAUUAAAAGUAUCACAUUUGUAGAAUUUUGUACAACCCGGGUAUUUAGACUU
Molecule: messenger RNA, 3789 nt
Organism: Bicyclus anynana (squinting bush brown)
Lineage: Eukaryota; Metazoa; Arthropoda; Insecta; Lepidoptera; Nymphalidae
Product: netrin receptor DCC
Exons: 17
Coding region: 184-3210 (1008 amino acids)
Molecular function (GO): protein binding
Source: RefSeq, a predicted model, not a curated record